Alternaria novae-zelandiae is the source of this 639-nucleotide messenger RNA. RefSeq lists its product as uncharacterized. The record is from RefSeq and is a predicted model, not a curated record. The transcript is spliced from 2 exons. Lineage: Eukaryota; Fungi; Ascomycota; Dothideomycetes; Pleosporales; Pleosporaceae. The coding region runs from base 1 to 639 and encodes 212 amino acids.
AUGCCACAAGAACGUCAGGAUGCAACCCCAGAGUCUCCUACACAGGAGCGAAGACAGUCAGAUAUCACCGCAGAAAACUCAAGAGUGAGACCCAACAUGUCAGCAACGAGUUCACGUCGCUCUAGCCAUGAAGACCACAGACUAAGGAAGCUCGAGAAACUAAUCCUCGCCCAGAAAGAUGAGCAAAUGAAGAAAGACGCAGCUGCGGCAUCAGCAGCUGAAGCGAUACGCAUUCGAGAUGAGAAAGAAUACGAAAGGUUCCAAGUCAUACAAAAGGCGCAACAAGAGACAGAAGCCAAAGCAGCGAUUGAGCUUGCGCUGAAGACAAGUGCACCGAUGAUGUUUCAGGAUCCUAUCGGCCGAAAGUUCUCAUGCCCCUGGCAUCUGUGUCACACCUGGGAGGGAAUGCAGGAAUUCAUUGCAAAGAUCGGCUCCGGCGUAGCUAUUAUUUCAGAGCUAGUGAGAAACGGAGAGUAUGAUCUGUUGAAAGACAUCGAUCUGGUCAUUCCACCGCAUCUCUGGGAAAGUAUGGUAUUUCCAGGAUCAUUAGUAACGAUGCGCGCUAGGAACUUGGCUUCGCCUCCGAUUGACAAGAAGGCUUCGUGGCUUCGGCGAUCGAUUGGGAAGGGGAGUGGCUAG